AUGAAAAAAUUCACUUUAUCUUAUUUAGUCGAUAGUGAUUCAAAUAAAAGUGUGAACAGUUUAGCUAAUAUUUCCAAUUCAAAUAUUGAAAUGGAUUUACCAAAAAUUACAGAAUUACAUAUCAUUAUUAAAGAUUUAAAUAAACAGACAACGUUAAAAGUAAUUGGAGAUGCAAUUAUUUUAGAUAUUAAAAAGAAACUUUUAUUCACUCUUGGUGAUUUAUUAACUGAUUCACAAAAUAUGGGUUUAUACCUACCUGAUGAACCAAGUCGUAAAGGAAAAUUCCUAGAAGAAGAGCGUCUUUUAUCGGAGUAUAUUAGUGGGAAAACGAUUAUUAGUUUAGAGUUUAUUUACAAACGUCGAACAAUUCCACCAUUUUAUAUGUCACCAACAUUAUUGAGUAAACUCUCGAAGAACUUCAUCAAAACAUUUUUUCGUUACGUGUCUCGUGGAGAAUGUCAAAAAGUAGAGAAAUUACUGUCUAAAGGAUUUGAUCCAAAUAUCCAUUGUCCAAAGACUGGAGAAACUCCAUUGACAAUAGCUGUUACACGGUCAAAACCUCAUGAAAUGAUAUCAACAUUAAUCUCCGGUGGGGCACAUCGUGAUUUUUAUUCACUGGCCGGUUAUACACCAUUACAUAAAGCUGUAACCGUUGGAAAUUUUGAAGGGGUUAAGACAUUACUGGACUUCGGGCAAUCACCAAAUUGCUUAGAUAGAUAUGGCUUGACUCCACUGUAUUACAACAUACUUUAUGAUCCGGAUACAAAAAUAUGCCAUAGUUUACUGUAUGAACAUUCAAAAAUUGGCAUCAUCGAUAAAGAUGGCUUACAAGAAAUACAUCAGGCUACACGUUUAAAUCGUGUUGAACAAAUAAAUUUAUUAUUAAUGUAUGGAGCUGAUGUAAAUGCACGAUGUAAACGUCCAAAAGAAAUGAUCAAAAACAACUUAACUCUUUCUAUACGUCCACAGUCAGUUGAUGGUGAUACACCAUUACAUGUUGCAGCAAAUCAUAAUCAGCGUGCAGCUGUUUUACGUCUGUUAUCUUGGGGAGCUGAUCCAACCCUACUCAAUGCUGAAAAUAUGACGCCUAUACAAGUAGCACAGAAUAGUGGAAAUUUAGAAUUAGCUGAUUUAAUUAAAUUAUUUAGAGGUAGAAAAGAAUCUAGUGAUAUAUUUCUUCCAACACCCACGUAUAAUCCCCAUAGACGUGUAAGACAAGCCCCACCUAAUUCUUACAUUACUGAACCAUCCAUUUUGCAAACGUAUACUCCAAAUGAUAUAAAUGAAAGUCACCUAAAUUAUCAGCAAUUAAAUAGUACUAACAACAAUAAUAAUUACUUAUUAAAAGACUCAAACAAAGAUUUAGCUGAUCUUAAUAUCACUGAAAAAAGUGCUACGUGUACAUGUUCAUAUAUGACAACAUCAUCAAAUAGACCAAUCGAUUCCAAACCAAUACAACGUGCAGUUUCGCUAUGUGAAUUAAUUCAAUCAAAUCCAUCUGAUAUAGCGACAGGAUCAACAACAAAAUGGAAUGGUGCAUGGGAUUUAGGUCCAAACGGAUUUUAUAGUCCAUGUUAUGAUGUGAAUGCUGUAUCAAAUCAAAUAUAUUGUGAAAUGCCUAAAUAUGAGAAUGGUACGAAUAUAGCUGGAACAUUAACACGGCCAGUGAAAUUAAAGCAAAAAUCUAAAGAUAUGUCCGUAUCAAAAUCUCGAACGGAUGUUUUUACAUCAAAUAUUCAUUGUCGACAACAACAACAACAACUUCAAAGACAACAGUGCCCCAUAAUGCUUGAGUCUGCAAAUAAAAACCCGUCAAAAGAACGAACAAUAUCACGUGGUCAACAAACUGAUGUUUUAUGCGAUUUUAUCACACAUGAAAACAAAGGAUUCCAACGUGAAGGCAGUCAAACAGAUAGUGGUAUAAGUAAUUCGUCAUGUCGACCGAAUACAUUUGGUUCUUUGAAUCGAAAACAUAAUAACAACAUUCAUCAUGAUCAAAGUGAUAAAUACCAGGAUGGAGUUUUGCCUUCUUAUGAAAAUUUCGGUCAAGGGAAUCAAAAAGAUUCAACGCAUUUUCAAUCUAUUCAAAUUUCCAAAGAUUUAUCAAAUAAUAAUAAUAAUUGUAUAAAUAAACUUAAUCAACGUUCAAAUCAUAUCAGAUCAGCUCAUGUUAAUAUAUGUGAUUCAAGACAUUUACGACGAUCAUCUACAUUACAUGGACAUUUGGAUUUGAAACAUUCAACCAAUGCAAAAGAUAAUAUACGUACAGUUAUUUUAGAAAGAUAUUCUUAUUCAUCUAAUGGGAUUGAUAAAAAUGAACGUUCUUCAUUUGGUUUAUCAAUUCGUACAGUGAAAAAUUCAUCAGUGAUAGCUGAAUUUACACCGACAACAAAUAAGCCAAGUUUACAAACUGUUAAACGUGUUGUACCAGAUAGUCCAGCUGAAAAAGCUGGUGUUAAAGUUGGCGAUUUCGUCUUGAAAAUUAAUGGUGCUGAUGUUACAAAAGCUUCUUUGAAUCAAGUAGUUGAUUUAUUAUCCAGUUCAUCUGGAGAUAAAGUUUCAUUAACAUUACUUUCACCAAAAUGUAUAACACCUUCUGUAUUGAUCAAUAACAGUGAUAGUAUUCAUCGUACUGAUGAUGAAAAUGAUGGAGAUGGUUGUGUUGAGCAUUAUGUGAUUACAAGAAAAUCCAGCGAUGGCAAUUCAAUAAAUUUAAUAAAUAAGAUGAUUUUACCAACACAAUCUGUUAAAUGUAAUCAAACAGUGAGAAGUACAAAGCAAGCUAGACAUUCAACCAUUUCACCGAUUUCAUCUGAGCGAAGUUCUGACAGAACAUAUAAAUCUUCACUGAAUGAAAAUUCUUGUUUAACAGAUGAGGGUGUAUAUUGUCAGUCACUUUGUACCAGUUCGAACGUAUCCGCACGUAGUUCUUCAAGUAGCCGACUUAUUACAAAUUCAAAUCUAAUACAACAAUCUUAUAUACAAAAUAACAAGCAACCAUCUGAUGCAUCAACUCAUAGAGUACGAUUUCAAGGAUUGCCACGAUCACAAACAACAAAUGGUAUUUCUGAUAUUUGCCACGAUAAAUCUGGAAAUUCCAUGAUAAAUUCAUUAUACUUUCCUCGUCAUCCAAGAUUUCAACGUGUUGGUUCAAAUGAAUCUCAGAACUCUUCACAUUCUCAUAAUAAUUAUACACAAACGCCUAGGCAACAAAAUACUGAUUUACAUAUAGUUGAUGAAAGAUUACAUAAACACUUUAGUAGUGAUUAUCCAGCCAGUGUAACACGUGUAAUUUCAUCAAAGCAAUCACCUUUACUACGUUCAUAUUUUACACCGGAACAACAGAACUUAUCCAUUAUAACAGGUAAACCAUCACAUCUUAUUAGACGACCGAUAUCAUUGAACCCAGAAACAAGAAAGAAAAGUACCACUUAUCUAUCGGAUAAUGAAUCACCAUCCACGAUAAAAACAUCAUCAACAACAACAACAACCACAGAAACAACAAAUAAUACAAUUACAAGAACAUCGAUCAGAAAUGAAUCAACAUUAUCAAUUAGAGGAAGUUCUCCAACGAAUUCCGAAUUUUUACUGCCACCACCUGCUGAAUUUUCCAAUUAA
This is a messenger RNA of Schistosoma spindalis, 3618 nucleotides long. Lineage: Eukaryota; Metazoa; Platyhelminthes; Trematoda; Strigeidida; Schistosomatidae. The record is from the annotation of a GenBank genome assembly.